ACUUAUUCUGGCCUCUUCUGUGUGGUAGUCAAUCCUUACAAGAAACUGCCGAUAUACACGGAGAAAGUCAUCGAACUAUACAAAGGAAAGAAACGGCACGAAGUUCCACCCCACAUAUUUGCUGUGACAGAUGGCGCUUACAGGAGCAUGUUGCAAGAUCGUGAGGACCAAUCCAUUUUGUGCACUGGUGAAUCAGGUGCAGGCAAAACUGAAAAUACUAAAAAAGUUAUUCAGUACUUAGCAUAUGUAGCAUCAUCUAAGCCAAAAUCUUCUAGUACUCAUUCAUAUAAUGUGCCACCUAAUAUAAUUGGUGAAUUAGAGCAGCAACUCCUUCAAGCUAAUCCCAUUCUUGAAGCUUUUGGUAAUGCCAAAACUGUAAAAAAUGAUAACUCAUCUAGAUUUGGGAAAUUCAUAAGAAUAAAUUUUGAUGCUUCUGGUUUCAUUGCGGGAGCUAAUAUUGAAACAUAUCUUCUUGAAAAAUCACGUGCUAUUAGGCAAGCUAAAGAUGAAAGAUCGUUUCAUAUAUUUUAUCAACUGCUGCAAGGAGCUUCUCCAGAACAGCGAAAGGGAUUUCUUUUAGAGGACCCUAAGAAUUACACAUUUUUAACUAAUGGUCACAUAGCAGUUCCUGGCAUAGAUGAGGUACAAGAAUUUCGAAAUACAUGUAAUGCAAUGUCGAUUAUGGGUCUGUCUCAAGAUGACAUGAAUGCAAUAUUUCGUGUUGUAUCGGCUGUUUUAUUGUUUGGAAAUAUAAAAUUCAAACAAGAGCGAAAUUCUGAUCAAGCCACUCUCCCAGAUAAUACAGUAGCUCAGAAAGUCAGCCAUUUGCUAGGUUUGAAUGUCACUGAAAUGACAAAAGCUUUCCUGAAACCUCGUCUGAAGGUUGGCCGAGAUUAUGUCACUAAAGCUCAGACUAAAGAACAGGCUGAAUUUGCAGUUGAAGCAAUCAGUAAGGCUUGUUAUGAAAGAAUGUUCAAAUGGCUGGUGACACGCAUUAACCGGUCUCUUGAUCGUACAAAACGUCAAGGAGCAUCCUUCAUUGGCAUACUUGAUAUUGCUGGAUUUGAAAUAUUUGAGCUUAACUCUUUCGAGCAACUGUGUAUCAAUUAUACGAAUGAAAAAUUGCAACAGUUAUUUAACCAUACAAUGUUCGUGCUUGAGCAAGAAGAAUACCAGAGGGAAGGAAUAGAAUGGAGGUUCAUUGAUUUUGGCCUUGACCUUCAGCCUACUAUUGAUUUAAUAGAAAAGCCUAUGGGAAUUUUAGCAUUACUGGAUGAAGAAUGCUGGUUUCCGAAAGCUACGGAUAGAACUUUUGUUGAUAAACUUGAAACUGCUCAUGCAAUGCAUCCCAAAUUUGUAAAAUCUGAUUUCAGAGGCAAUUGUGAUCUUAGUAUAAUUCAUUAUGCUGGAAAAGUAAAUUAUUUGGCUAAGCAGUGGCUCAUGAAAAAUAUGGAUCCUUUGAAUGACAAUGUUGUAUCUUUAUUGCAAACAUCUCAAGACCCAUUUGUAGUUCAAAUUUGGAAAGAUGCGGAUAUUGUUGGUAUGGGAGUUGCAACUUUAGGAGAUACAACAUUUGGUGCAAGAACAAGGAAAGGAAUGUUCCGAACUGUAAGUCAGCUUUACAAAGAACAGUUAUCAAAACUGAUGGUGACUCUUCGCAAUACAAAUCCUAAUUUUGUGCGAUGUAUUAUUCCUAACCAUGAGAAGAAGGCUGGAAAAAUAGACGCACCAUUAGUUUUAGAUCAAUUAAGGUGUAAUGGUGUUUUGGAAGGCAUCCGUAUAUGUCGACAAGGUUUUCCAAAUCGCAUACUGUUCCAAGAAUUUAGACAGAGGUAUGAAUUAUUGACACCUAAUGUUAUUCCUAAAGGAUUUAUGGAUGGAAAAUUAGCUUGUGAAAAAAUGAUUAAUGCUUUGGAUCUGGAUCCCAACCUGUAUCGAAUUGGCCAAAGCAAAAUUUUCUUCCGUGCUGGUGUUUUAGCACAUUUGGAGGAAGAGAGAGACAUGAAAAUAUCUGAAUUGAUCGUGCAGUUCCAGGCAUGCUGCCGAGGUUUGAUUGCACGCAGAAAUUAUCAAAAAAGGUUACAGCAACUUAGUGCUAUUCGUAUUAUUCAGAGAAAUUGUUCUGCUUAUUUGAAACUGCGUAACUGGCCAUGGUGGAGAUUAUAUACUAAGGUAAAACCAUUAUUGCAAGUUACUAAACAAGAAGAAAAGUUAAUUGAAAAAGAAGAUGAACUGCGGCAAGUGAAAGAAAAAAUGGAGAAAGUGGAGCAGGAAGCAGUUGACCUGGAAAAGAAAUUGCAAAAGGUUGUUGAAGAAAAAAAUACUUUGGCUGAGCAACUUCAGGCUGAAACUGAACUAUGUGCCGAAGCUGAAGAAAUGCGACUAAGGCUAGCUGCACGUAAACAAGAAUUAGAAGAAAUUCUGCAUGAUUUGGAGGCAAGAAUUGAAGAGGAGGAAGAAAGAAAUCAAAACCUGACUGCCGAAAAGAAAAAAUUACAGUUGAACAUUCAAGAUUUAGAAGAACAGUUGGAAGAAGAAGAAGCUGCUCGUCAAAAACUGCAGUUAGAAAAAGUAAAUUUAGAUUCUAAAAUUAAGAAAAUUGAAGAAGAUUAUGCGGUUUUGGAGGACAGUAAUCAAAAGGUCAUAAAAGAGAAAAAGACACUGGAGGAAAGAUUAGGAGAAGUUUCUCAAGCUUUGGCAGAAGAGGAGGAAAAAUCAAAGCAUUUGAGUAAACUAAAAGCCAAACAAGAAGCUACUAUUGUAGAUCUUGAAGAAAGGCAUCGCAAAGAGCAGCAAGCACGGCAAGAAUUGGAAAGGGUUAAAAGGCGUAUUGAAACUGAACUAAAUGAUGUGAAAGAACAAUUAAAUGAAAAGAAAAUUGAAGUAGAAGAAUUGCAUCAACAGUUAGCAAGAAAGGAGGAAGAAUUAAAUCAGUCACUCUUGAGGUGUGAUGAAGAAGCUGCAGGAAAAGCACAAGCUCUGAAAAGUUUACGAGAAAUAGAAAGUCAGCUUUCUGAGCUUCAAGAAGAUUUAGAUUCUGAACGACAGACUCGAGCGAAAGUGGAGAAACAGAAGAGAGAUUUAAAUGAAGAACUGGAGGCACUUAGAAAUGAACUUCUCGAUUCUGCAGAAAAUACCCAUGCACAGGAAGAUUUGAGAACAAAGAGAGAGCAAGAAUUAGCUAUGCUAAAAAAGACGCUUGAAGAGGAAACUCAAUCGCAUGAAGCCCAGAUUGCUGAUUUAAGACAGAAACAUAACCUUGCAAUAGAAAAUCUUAAUGAACAACUUGAUAUAGUGAAGAAGGCUAAAGGAUCACUUGAGAAAGCUAAAGCCCAUCUGGAAGCAGAAAAGGCAGAGCUAACAAAUGAAGUGAAUGCUUUGUCAGCUGCUAGACAAGAUUCUGAAAGAAAGAGGAAGCAGUUAGAAUUGCAAUUACAAGAAUUGGGAGCAAAAUUAUCGGAUGCUGAAAAAAGCAGAGCCGAUAAUAUUGAAAAAGUCCAAAAACUUCAGACUGAAUUGGAUUCAGUUUCAGCUCAAUUAGAAGAGCUUGACACAAAAGCAACUGCUGCUACAAAGCAAGCUGCAGUUUUAGAAGGUCAGUUAGCAGAGGCACAAGAUCUUCUUCAAGAAGAAACACGACAAAAGCUUGCACUAAAUUCUCGUUUGAGGCAGCUUGAAAAUGAGAAGGAGAACCUCCAAGAACAGCUCGAUGAGGAAGAAGAAGCUAAGAAGAAUUUAGAAAAACAAGUAUCCCUCCUUAAUGUGCAGUUGCAAGAACUAAAGAAACGAGCAGAUGAGGAUGCUCAGCAGGUUGCCAACCUUAAAGAAGUUUGUAAAAAACAGACGAAAGAUAUUGAAAUGCUGGAGAGGCAGAUAGAAGAACUUCAGACUGCUAAUGGGAAAUUAUCCAAAUCAAAAAAGAAGCUUCAAUCUGAGGUAGAAGACCUAAACAUGGAACUUGAAAAUCAGAGGACUAAAGUUUCUGAACUAGAGAAAAAGCAACGAAAAUUUGCCCAGUUGCUUGCCAUAGAAAAAGCUGUAUCUAAGAGAAUUGCUCAGGAAAGAGAGGAGGCUGAAAGAAAAUCUAAAGAAAAAGAGACUAAAAUCCUAUCUUUAACCCGGGCAUAUAAAGAUAGCCAAGAUAAAAUGGGAGAACUUGAAAGGAGUAGAAAGCAGUUGCAAUUAGAACUGGAAGAACUUGUCAGUAGUCAAGGAACUGCUGAUAAAAAUGUUCACGAAUUAGAGAAGGCCAAGAGAGCUCUAGAAAGUCAGCUUGCUGAUCAGAAGGAUCAGUUUGAAUUACUGGAGGAUGAGAUGCAGUUGACAGAAGAUGCAAAAUUGAGACUUGAAGUAAAUAUGCAAGCUAUGAAGGCCCAGUUUGAGAGAGAUCUUCAAGCUAAAGAUGAGCAAGCAGAAGAAAAAAGAAGAGCUUUGCUGAAGCAGGUUAGAGAAUUAGAAAGUGAGUUAGAAGAUGAAAGGAAGCAGAGAACUGCUGCUAUUAGUGCUAGGAAAAAAGUUGAAGGUGAUUUAAAAGAUAUAGAACAACAGUUAGAAUUGGCAAACAGAGUAAAAGAAGAUGCUUUAAGGCAACUUAAAAAAUUACAGAGUCAACUGAAAGAUUAUCAGCGGGAUGCUGAAGCUGAUCAUGCAGCAAAAGAAGAAUUAAGUCUACAACUGAAAGAAGUUGAAAAGAAACUAAAGUUAAUGGAAGCUGAUAUGAUACAAGUACAAGAAGAUCUUGCAAAUUCAGAAAGGAUACGUCGAGCUGUGGAAGCUGAGAGGGAUGAAUUGCAGGAAGAAAUUAAUACAACAGUUUCUAGAGGGUCCCUUCUUCAAGAUGAAAAGCGACGGUUAGAAGCUCGUAUACAACAGCUUGAAGAAGAGUUAGAAGAAGAACAAAGUAAUUCAGAAAUAUUAAUGGAUAAGGCUCGCAAAGCUCAAGGACAGAUUGAGCAGUUAACGAAUGAUUUAGCAAGUGAAAGAUCUAAUUCUCAAAAACUUGAAAAUAACAGAAUGAUAUUGGAAAGACAGAACAAAGAGUUACGUGCCAAACUUCAAGACUUAGAAACUUCUCAGAGAACUAGAACAAAAGCUACAAUAGCUGCUCUGGAAGCUAAAGUUGCCCAGGUUGAAGAACAGUUGGAUAUGGAAACAAAAGAAAGACAGCUUCAAGCUAAAGCUAAUAGGAAACUAGAGAAAAGGUUAAAAGAAGUUUUGAUGCAACUAGAAGAUGAAAGGAGACAUACAGAUCAAUAUAAAGAACAGGUUGAAAAAAUGAAUGCUCGAGUUAAAGCUUUGAAGAGGCAACUUGAUGAAUCAGAGGAAGAAUGUUCAAGAGAGAAAGCUCAAAGAAGGAAAGCUCAGAGAGAAAUUGAAGACUUGAUCGAAGCUAAUGCUACCCUAAACCGUGAAGCAUCUUCCUUGAAAACAAAAAUGAGAAGAGGUGGUGCUAGUCUCCCUCCCUCUCGUUACUUGGCUACAAAACGAGGUUCACUGAGUUCUAGUACUGGUGAUGAUGGUCUGAUUCUUCCUGAUGAAACACUGAAUGAUGACAGCCAAGCUUAAAAAUGCCAAUUAUUGUACAUUUUUAUAAUUUCUGCAACCAUAUAUUGAUAUAAUUCUUGCAAAAGCAAUUGAAAACAUUCCGAUGCAAGAAUCUGAUCUGGGCAUGAUUCCUAAGUGAAAAUGAUCCUUAAAGAAUGUAUGCUGGUGCUGGAUUGUAAAUUGUGGUGCAUAUUUUAAGCACAGCACAAUAAUGCCAAUCAUUCAAAAAGUAUCCAUGCAAUACAUAAUGCAUUUAUUAACUAUGCAAUUUUGCCUAUGCAUUUAAAUAUUUUUACCUUUUGUAAGAAUAGUAGUAACUUUAUUUUUUGUCUAUGUUUCUUGUACUGUUGUUUUUAUAUAAGAAAAAGUUUAUAGCAAAAAGCAUUUAAAUGUGUAUAGUAUGAAAUGCUUAUUAUGUUAUUGUUUGCUACAUGUUUUUAUAGAUGCACUUUUUUCUUGUUAGAAGAGAUGUUUGCAAGGGUAGAAGUUACCACUUUAGUAAAGCUGUUAUUCCAUUAUCAAAAUCAUUUUAUAUAAGACAUGUUUAUAGUAGUUGCUACUGAAGUUGAAAUGUGUGGAUUGUAUAUGGAAGAAUGUAUGCAGUGUCGUACUUAGAUUUAUUUCUGUUAUGAAAUUAAUCAAUUAAUAAUACUGUGGACAGUAACAAUAGUGCAUCCAUUGAAAUUUUUUUUAAAAGCCAAAUCCAAUGACUGGUGUAUUUGAGACAAUCUAAGUAUUAAUAAAUUUCCUAAGGCAAUUGUAAAUAGCAAAAUUUUUUGCUGAAAAGUACAGAAAAUCUGGUUAUGUACUUAAAUAGUGAAACAGAUAGUUUUGUAGUGACAUUGGAAUAGUUCUAUAUGUUUGUUUUUAUACUUUUAUAUCAGACUUUUAUUUAUAAUAUCGCCACUAGUCACUUAUAACUUAGUCCUCUUUCUAGUUUACAAAAUUUUCCAAAUUCUUUGGGACCAAUAUGGAUCUUGAAUUUUAUGUUUCUGAAUAUAAAAAAUUAACUGGAUUUUUUUAAAAUCAUAGGAAAUUAUCUUUGUUUUUAGAAUAAGUUAUAAUGUGACGUGCAUUAUUUAAGCUUUUAGGUUUUGUUAUCAUAAUAAAAGUACAUUUUGAAAGAUUUCUGUAACAUGCAGAGAUAAAAACGAAAAAGAAAAAAGUGAAAGAACUGUUUUAGAUUGUAUAUUUAAGAUUUUGUCAUUUAAAAAUAAUUUAUAUAACUUUAUAAAAAUAAAUCUGUUUUUGCUUC
Molecule: messenger RNA, 6799 nt
Organism: Stegodyphus dumicola
Lineage: Eukaryota; Metazoa; Arthropoda; Arachnida; Araneae; Eresidae
Cellular component (GO): cytoplasm; myosin II complex; myosin filament
Molecular function (GO): ATP binding; actin filament binding; microfilament motor activity
Source: RefSeq, a predicted model, not a curated record